AACCUGAUCCGCCCGCCUUCCAGAACCUUCUCUCAGCCACGGAGGCCAUCAAUAAUGUAGAUGGGCCAACUGCAAGGUGGUGCUGGAGAGGAACCAGGAGCGGGUGCUUGGAUCCGGGCAGCUGCCGGCUUUGGGAAAGAUGGUGUCUCCAGCCAUUGCGUUGGCCUUCAUCCCCUUCCUGAUGACGCUGCUGAUCCGCUACCGCUACUACUUUGUGCUCUUCUGGCGCGCAGUGGUCCUACGCAAGGUGCAUGACUACCUGAGCGGCCUGUCGCGGGAGGAGAGGGCCUUCAACCACGUGCUGGCCAACUGCGUCCCUGGAGACACGGACAACAUCCUGGCCACCUUCGACCAGUGGUGCUUCCAGUCGGAAUACCUCAGCAACCUGGGCCCCGAGAAAGGCCGGAUCCUGGAGCGGCUGCUGUACGAGAACGCUCCGCGCACGGUGCUGGAGCUGGGCACCUACUGCGGGUACGCCACGCUCCGCAUCGCCCGCUCACUCACAGACGGUGCCCGCCUCUACACCGUCGACAUGGACGCCAGCAACGCCGCCAUCGCAGAGAAGAUCAUCCGCAUAGCCGGCUUCGACGAAGACACGGUGGAGCAGGUGGUGCUGCCGUCGGACCAGGUGAUCCUGCAGCUUCGGGAGAAGUUUGCCGUGGCCACGGUGGACUUUGUCUUCAUGAACCACUGGAAGCGGAGCUACCUGCGAGACCUGCGGCUGCUGGAGGAGCAGGGACUGCUGCACCCGGGCAGCGUGGUGCUGGCCGACAACAUCAUCUUCACCGGGGCCCCGCACUUCAUGCAGUACGCCAAGAGCUGCGGCUCCUACACCUGGAAGCUGCACCGCACACACCUGGACUACUUCAGACACAUCCGUGACGGCAUGGCCGAACUCACCUACACCGGACUCAAGAUGUCGAUCCUGUUUCCCUCCCUCUUCCCACGAGUGACGGAAUCGCUAUGGUUUAACCUGGACCGGCCAUGCGUGGAUGAAAGCGAACUCCAGCAGCAGGAAAAUCAGCACCAGGCCUGGUUGCAGAGUAUUGCUGAAAAGAACACCUCGUUGGUGCCCAUUGGGAAGCCGGCGUCUGAGCAGAACUAUGACGACGAGGAAGAGGAGGACGAUGAGGAUGAUGAAGACAGCGAGGAGGACUCCGAGGAGGAUGAAGACAUGCAGGACAUGGACGAGAUGAACGACUACAACGAGUCCCCCGAUGACGGAGAGAUAAACGAGAUCGACAUGGAGGGUACGGAGCAAGACCAGGACCAGUGGAUGAUCUGACGGGCCCCAAGAUUGCAGCAGCAGCUGCAACGUGAUCUCUGCCUGGGCUCCCCCACCCCGCCGGGGAUGUCCGCAUGUCGUGUCCGACGCUCCCCAGCGCUGCUCUUCAUCCGGUGACUGAACUGCGAGCAAGUUCACCUGACGACAGACUUUCUCGUGGGACCUUGGAGGAGAUUACUCAGCCCCUCGCUCGCAUUGCCGUGGGCAGGUCUGAACCUCCUCUGCCUGACACCCUUUCCAAUAAAGAAUCCUACAAUCUCA
Molecule: messenger RNA, 1546 nt
Organism: Amblyraja radiata (thorny skate)
Lineage: Eukaryota; Metazoa; Chordata; Chondrichthyes; Rajiformes; Rajidae
Gene: tomt
Product: transmembrane O-methyltransferase
Exons: 8
Coding region: 140-1285 (381 amino acids)
Biological process (GO): dopamine metabolic process; regulation of mitotic cell cycle spindle assembly checkpoint; developmental process
Cellular component (GO): anaphase-promoting complex
Molecular function (GO): catechol O-methyltransferase activity
Source: RefSeq, a predicted model, not a curated record